AUGCUACUUUUGUCGUCGAGCGAUAGUGGUUAUAAUUCGCCUUGUACAGGCACGGAGCCUUCACCGUCAUUCGCAUCUCCGUGCUUUUCCAGCAUUGGUCUAAAAGCCAAGCGCAAACUCUGCUUUGGUCUUUCCACCCCUUUCACCGCUUCAUCUCGAGACGGAAAAAAUGAAUGUGACUUCAAUAUAUCACAAGAAAAGGGCCGCCGUUCCGAAGAAAUAGCCAGGCGACUCAUCCAUUACUGCGACGUUUUUGAUGACGAGUUCAACAAGGUUUCGGCAGAAAGACAGGAAUGUAUUUGGAUAAGAACCACCUACAACUACUUCUGUUCGUGGCUGUAA
Messenger RNA from Haemonchus placei, 342 nucleotides. The record is from the annotation of a GenBank genome assembly. NCBI's taxonomy places the organism in Eukaryota, Metazoa, Nematoda, Chromadorea, Rhabditida, Trichostrongylidae.